Messenger RNA from Rhodofomes roseus, 962 nucleotides. RefSeq lists its product as uncharacterized. Bases 118 to 756 code for a protein of 212 amino acids. The record is from RefSeq and is a predicted model, not a curated record. The transcript has a single exon. Lineage: Eukaryota; Fungi; Basidiomycota; Agaricomycetes; Polyporales; Fomitopsidaceae.
GAGAUGCCCUCCGCGGACACGUAGAUCUCUACGCGUGUCUUCCAGCGGCACCGACGUCGCCCACAAGCCAGGUACGCCGUCCACUCCAGCGCGCCCCUUGCCAUACCCGCUGCACCCAUGGAGCUUGGAAUUCCCUCGCGAACACCGUCGACGUCUGCUGAGCGCCAUGGAGCAGCGACGAACGCGGCGCCACCAUGUUCUGUCUAUCCUAUUUCCUGCCUGGCGCCGCGGGUUCGGUUACGGACGAAAACACAUCACUGCAACCCUGACCUCCUUACGCAUCUCGAUCGCCACAGGACCCGCCUGUAUACGUACGCAAACGCACUCCUAAUACUGUCGUUGACACACUCUUCGCGCUGCUCACGGUGCGAACAUGGUCAUGCGUCCGAAAUGACUUCUGGUUACCCUCACAUGCAGACCCAGGAGCGACGGGCUGCAGACGGACCACACGAUGAGACUCGGCAAUUACACGUCCGCGAACAUCCACUCGGCACCGCGCGCGGCCAUGCCUCUUUCGUCGAUCGCCCGGUAAACAUCUGCGGGGCGCCAACAGUGACACGCCAGCCGUGUCAGCGCGACGACAGGGACACACGCACCCAUCUGCGAUCUCGAGCAAUCGAGGCAUUCGCGGCGGGCCGACGUCCCCAACACGCAUCGGCCGCGACCGUCGGGUGUUUCUUCGAAGAUGGACAGACUGGCAAUGCGCUGGCACCCCGAGCGUCCUGGUACUGUAAUACUCACCGCACGCCACGCUGACACUCGCAGAAGUUCAAGUUCGAUUCGGAUCCGUCCACUGAGCUUGGACGGCCGGCCGACGUCGAAUCGACAGCUCGACCAUCAAAUAUCACGCUACAGAUGCUUACGAGACAGAUGCAGACGCGUACGGCCAUCAACUGCAAGUCAAUCAAGGGCUAGCUCGAAGCAGUAAGAAAGAUCCCCCUCCUACCAUUGGCCCGUGCGCU